GCCGCGUUCGUAACGACCAAUAGCGAUUUCGCAUGAGGUACAUCCUAUGGAAAUCAGGGAGAUGCUCCACCAAUCGGAUGCCUCUACUGUGACUACCGCUGUCACCGCAACCAAUCACCUGUCAGGAAACCCACCUCGGGGCUCAACAGCUUGUUGUUCGUGUAUCUCUUUGCAGCCCGAGCAAGAGAGGAAGCCGUCGCGGUCGCGAAUAGAUCCCAAGUAUUUCGAGCUGGACUCCUUUAAAUAGCAGGAGAGAUGAAGGCAGCAGACGAGCCUGCCUACCUGACAGUGGGGACGGAUGUCAGUGCCAAGUAUCGAGGAGCCUUCUGUGAAGCCAAGAUCAAGACUGUUAAACGCAUGGUGAAGGUCAAGGUGACUCUGAAAGGUGAUAGUACAUCCCAAGUGGUGCAGGAUGACCAGGUCAAAGGGCCCCUCAGGGUGGGCUCAACUGUGGAAGUGAAGACCAACGAGGGCUUGUGUAGUGAGGCCGUCAUCGGCAAGCUGACAGAUGCCAGCCUCUACACCGUGGUGUUUGAUGACGGAGAUGAGAAGACUCUUCGUCGAACAUCGCUGUGUCUGAAGGGGGAGAGACAUUUUGCGGAGAGUGAGACGCUGGACCAGCUGCCACUGACAAACCCGGAGCAUUUUGGCACUCCAGUCAUUGGCAAAAAGUCGAACAGAGGAGGCCGGCGCUCUUCCCAAGCCGUAGCUGAUGAAGAAAACGACACGUCUUCCAGCGAGGAUGAGGAGUUCGACCGGAGGAGACUGAACGACGAGCUGCUGGGAAAAAUCUGCAGCAUAGAGAACGUGGAGGAUUCCUGCAGCUGGUUUCUGGCUCUGGUGGUGUCUCCUAGUUGUAACGACGAGCUGAUGGUAAAGAAGGAUCAGUGUCUGGUCAGGUCAUUCUGCGAUGGCAAGUUUUGCAUCGUGGCAAGGAGACACGUGCACCCUGUCAACUCCAUGAGCAUCAUUAAGUCUGAGUUCUUCAGCAGAAAGGGUCUUGAAGAAGCACAGAUAUUCCUCAAAACUAGAGAGGUUCCAGAUGCAUGGAAGAUGGAUAUGAGUCAGAUCCUGGACUCGUCAUCCGGUGAAGAUGAGGUAGAUGAAAAGGAAAGUGACGAAGAGGAGGAGGAAGAUGCCGAAGCUGAAAAGAAGAAGAAACACAUAAAAGAAGAGCCGGAGGAGGAGGCAGACCCCGAGGAGAGGGACCACUUCCUGCAGCAGCUCUAUAAAUUCAUGGAGGACAGAGGGACUCCCAUCAACAAGCCUCCAGUUUUGGGUUACAAAGAUCUGAACCUGUUCAAGCUCUUCAGGCUUGUGUAUCACCUCGGAGGCUGCCACAAGAUUGAGUCCGGCACAGUGUGGAAACAGGUGUACAUCGAUCUGGGGAUUCCAGUCCUCAAUUCUGCUGCAUCCUACAAUGUCAAGACGGCCUACAGGAAGUACCUGUACGGCUUUGAGGAGUACUGCCGCUCCGCCUCCAUCACGUUCAGAACCAUCCAUCACAACAAUCCUCACCCCCACGCCCCGUUGGCCAAUCCAAAGAAAGCUAAAGCGGAGCCGAAAGAGGCCUCCGCACCUCAGGUGAAAGUGGAGCCUGUGGAUGACAAGAGGGAGGAGGCGGAGACGGGGAGUGAGAGCGAGAAGGAGAUGAAGGACAGACAGUCAUCCCCACGGGGGAGGAGGAGGUGUGUCGGCAGUAGAAUGAAGCUCCCCUCCAGGCCGGAGAAUGUAGGACUAUCGCCAGCCGCCGGGGGAGAGAACAGCGAGGAGAAGCCGCGGGAGGCGAGGAGACGCAGCAACAGAAGAAUGGAUGACUCAGAGAAGGGCUCUGAUGACGAAGAGGAGGAUGACGACGAGGAGGAGGAGGAGGAGGAGGAGGAUGACGAUGACGACGAUGAUGAUGAUGAGGAGGAAGAAGAAGAAGAAGAAGAAGAAGGGGGAGAUGAGUUGAGGAAGGAGGACAGGAGCGAGGAUGGGGAGGACGGAGAUUCUGUGACUGGCACCAAAGUCAAGGUGAAGUACGGCAAAGGAAAGACGCAGAAGAUCUACGAGGCUCACAUCAAGAAAACGGACAUGGACAACGGAGAACAGUUCUACCUAGUUCACUACUACGGCUGGAACGUCAGGUACGAUGAGUGGGUGAAGGCUGACCGCAUCAUUUGGCCGCCAGAAAAAGGAACAAAGAAGAGGCAGAGGAAGAAGGUAAAGAACAGAGACACGGACGAACCAGAGAAAGAUGAGGAAAAGCCUGCCUCAUUGGCGGCGGUGAAGGCCAAGCGCGGCCGUCCACAGAUCCGGACCAGCUCCAUGGGACGCAGUGGAUCCAAAGCCCCCAGCAGCGAGGGACAAUCCAACGGCAAAAGCAGCCGGAUGGACUCCAUCUCCAACUUGACCAAUGGAGAUGACACCCCUCGCAGGAGGACGAGGCGGACAUCGGCCAUGUACGACUCCGACCGGGCAUCCAACGAGGACUCUGGGAACUCCUCGGAUGGCAGCGAAUCAGAGGACAAGGCUGAUGCAAAGCCGUUACCAUGGCGAGGGAGAACCGAUGGUCCGCCCUGCAAGCCAGAGGAAGAGCUGGAGGAGGAGGAGGAGGAAGAGCUGGAAGAGGAAGACACCAGUGAGAUUUCUGACGUCGCCGCACCUGCUAGCGACAACAGUUCGGUAGCCACGGCGAAAGCUCCGCCCGCUCCCACCGUCACGCCCUGUCCCAGCAUUUCUCAGGAGACAGCCGAUGAAGCCCUCGACCAAUCAGAAAGAAGGGAAUCGAAGCAGAGGGAGGAGCCCGAACUAGAAGCCGAAGUGGCACCGACCCCCCCGGAGAAAGAGAAAAAGGCGUGUGUCCUGAGGACGGAUAAGCUGUCCCCGGGGCAGGAGGGGCUCCGUGAAGCGUCCCCCAGCAGGACGCCGCCGCCCGCCUCCUCAUCCCCCGCCGCCCACGACCCAGGCCAUUCCACCCCCGUGUCCUCGCCCAGGGUCAAAGACGUGCUGUCCCCCCCCCGCGGUGUCCUCAAGAGGCAGGAGGAGCCCAUGGUGGUGCUGCACUGCCUCCCCGCGCCGCACGCCGCCCCCAAGACGCCCCCCGCCACCUCCGACACGGACUCCGCCACGGAGGAGGAGGGCGGCGAGGAGGAGCGGGGCGGCGCCGUGAUGAAACGCAAGGCGGCAGAGCAGCGGACGGUGGAAAAGAAGCUCUGCCCCGACAGGAGGCCGGAGGAGGCCUCCCCCGCCAAACCCCCCCCCCCCCGCCCGGCCCCCCCCCAACCCCCCCCCCCCCCCCCCUGCCCCCCCGGGAGCAGCGAGGGCCAAACCAAGGCCCAGGACUGCCCCCGUCUCGUGGGGGAGAAGCCGGAGGAACACGCGUCGGAAGCCAAGCAGGAGUCGGAGGUGACCGUGGGGGCGCCCCCCCUCCUGACCGAGGGCCCCGGUCCCAACGAGGAGCUGGAGCCGCAGAUCGGCCCCGAGGCGCUGGUCUGCCACGAGGUGGACCUGGACGACCCCGACGAGAGGGAGAAACCCGCCCCCUCCCCGGAGCACCUCCUGCUGAUGAUGCGGGAACCACAGAUAGCCCCUCCCCCCCUGCCGCUGGCCGUCCAUUCCCCGCCCCCCCCGCACCAGACCGCCCACCUCCCGCAGCCUCAGAUCAGGCCCUACCUGAUAGCGGCCCCCUGCUCCGAGGAGCUCCACCAGGGCAAGGCGGCCGCCGAGGAGGAGCGGGGUGCGGGCGGGGGGGGGCAGGAGGGGGGCUGCAGCCCCGGGUUCGAGGGCAGCGCCUCCUCCUCCUCCACCUCCCUGCUGUCGCUGCAGGAGAGCAAAGACCGAGGUCAGAAGCGGGUGAACGACUGCGGCUCCAGCCCCUCCGCCAAGAAACACAAACGCAACCAGAAGCGGCCCCAUCCCUCCGCCAAGCUGGACAAGAACGGAGCAGGUCACAGCAGUGACAGCGAGGACCAGGUUCGCCUCUCUCUGUCCAAAUCGCAGAAGUCUCGGUGCCCCGGGUUUUCGCCUCCGGCGGCCCACAACAAGGACAAACCCAGCUUUCCGUCCCAUCAGCGCUCCUACAAGUGGACCCUCCAGCUGGACGAGCUGGACGGCAUGUCGAGCGCGGAGAGGAUCUCCUUCCUGCAGGAGAAGCUGCAGGAGAUCAGGAAGUACUACAUGAGCCUGAAGUCAGAGGUGGCCUCCAUCGACAGACGCAGGAAGAGGCUAAAAAAGAAGGAGAGAGAAGUGUCCCACACGACGGCGUCCACCUCGUCGGGCUCCUCGGACACGGGGAUGAGUCCGUCCUCGGCCUCGCCCACCCAGAACACUGUGGCCGUGGAGUGCAGGUGAUGACACGCCCACUGGCUGUCCACAGCCACGCCCCCUCCGGGCCCGGACCCCCGCCGCUGUCCGCUCCCAGGGGGGCCGUUUAAGCCGGGACUGACGCAGUGGCUGCUGGGAAAACCCGCCACCCUAACACGUGGCUGCACAAGGCGCCCCCCCCACCACUCUCACAUGUGGACUUUCUUCCUGUUCGAGGAGACAAAUUUGAGGCAAAUCUGCUCACCGUCUGUUGAGCUGGUGCAGAAACCCCCCCCCCCUGUUUUAUUUGAAAACAGAACGAGGAAAAGCGACCUGUUUUCAGUCUUUAUUUUAUAUGAAAUCAAAGAUUUUAUUUUGAUAAAAACUAAAGGAGACUCCCAAAAGUCUAAGACGUGGUGGUGAAGACCCGAAUGAAAUAUUUCUACUUGAACCUUUAAUUUUGAACACAACAGUGAAGUGUGAGCAGAACUUUUCACCCACUGUCUUUUUUUUUUUUAAACCCCCCCCCACCCUCGACGCGGAACAUCAGAGUGCCAAGAGAAUAAAACCUAUGGAGAAUCGGUCCUAACUUCUGCCAUGAAAUCAUCCAUUUUAUGUUGAAAUCGUCAUCUUUGGUGCAGUUUAAACGUGUUCAUUGUCCUUUCCUCAACGCCGAAAUGACUCCCUGACAGUUAGUCUCCGUGGAGAACAAUAAAACCUGUGUUGUUGAAUCUGUCUGGACAUAGGUGACUCAAAUGUGAUUUAUAGCUUAAGUUCUGACUGCUUUGACAAAGUGUGACGUUCUAUCUGCUGUUUUUAACAUGUCACUGUCACCAUAAUGAACUUCUGAUGUUUCCACGCGUCUCCUGUUGCUUUCCUCGGCUGUGGUUCCUUUUCUGCAUCAGCUUCAGUCGUUUUCAGAUCCUCUACAUUUGUUUGUUUUGUACAUAAAAGCUAAGAAAAGAAUAAAAAACCAAACCUGUAUUUGAGAACUGCAUUUUACACACCCGCAUAGAAAGAUUUCUAAUAUUUUCUAAAGAGAAGACUGUUUGUACUGUAGUAUUAUGAACUCUUUGGUUGUUUGUUUCUUUUUCCACGUGAUGUUUUGCCGGCGGUGGUUUGAGAGUGAAAACUGUAACUACAGAAACACACACUUCCUCCUUAGAACAGAGGCCAAUGCUGGAAGUGUGUGCACAACAAGCAGCUCUGUUUCUAAUAAAGUUUUUAACCAUGCCCCCCUCUGUGCAACUGCAUCUCCUUUCAGCACGAGGCUCUGUGUUCCCCCCCCUUAGCCUUUUGGUUCCCGUACAGAGAAAGACAAUCAACAAUUUUUCUUCCUUUUAUUUUCAAAGAUGAAAAUCAAUCCA
Molecule: messenger RNA, 5654 nt
Organism: Menidia menidia (Atlantic silverside)
Lineage: Eukaryota; Metazoa; Chordata; Actinopteri; Atheriniformes; Atherinopsidae
Source: the annotation of a GenBank genome assembly